Molecule: messenger RNA, 994 nt
Organism: Gastrolobium bilobum
Lineage: Eukaryota; Viridiplantae; Streptophyta; Magnoliopsida; Fabales; Fabaceae
Product: dihydroceramide fatty acyl 2-hydroxylase FAH1-like
Exons: 7
Coding region: 106-819 (237 amino acids)
Biological process (GO): fatty acid metabolic process; lipid biosynthetic process
Cellular component (GO): membrane; endoplasmic reticulum
Molecular function (GO): fatty acid 2-hydroxylase activity; iron ion binding
Source: RefSeq, a predicted model, not a curated record
GUGAAGGUGGUGGUGCUGUGUGGUUACUCUUCGAACAGUGAAACACACUCUUUCGUUUGGAUUUUGGAUUUGGAUCUCCCUGCAUUGCCUUCUGCUCGUACCAAGAUGGUUGCGCAGAACUUUGUAGUUGAUUUGAAUAAGCCCCUUGUUUUCCAGGUUGGACAUCUUGGAGAAGCUUAUGAAGAGUGGGUUCACCAGCCCAUUGUUGGCAAGGAAGGCCCCCGAUUCUUUGAAAACGAUAUUCUGGAGUUCUUGACCCGCACAGUCUGGUGGGCAGUACCAAGCAUUUGGCUGCCAGUUGUAUGUUGGCUUAUAUAUAGUUCUAUACAAAUGGGCCUCAGUUGUCCUGAUGUAGCUCUAUUGGUGGUUCUUGGCAUUUUCAUUUGGACAUUGAUUGAAUACACAUUGCACCGUUUUCUUUUCCAUAUCAAAACAAAGACCUACUGGUGGAAUACCCUGCAUUAUCUUAUCCAUGGCUGCCACCAUAAACACCCCAUGGAUGGCUUGAGACUUGUUUUCCCUCCUGCAGCAACAGCUAUAUUAUUGAUUCCGUUCUGGAACUUGGUGAGGCUCAUGUCCACCCCUUCAACUACCCCUGCUUUGUUUGGAGGCGGUUUAUUGGGUUAUGUAAUGUAUGAUUGCACCCAUUAUUACUUACACCAUGGUCAGCCAAAGACUGAAGUACCCAAAAAUCUCAAGAAGUACCACUUGAAUCAUCACUUUCGGAUCCAGGAUAAAGGCUUUGGCAUCACUUCAUCACUAUGGGAUAAAGUUUUUGGAACACUUCCUUCAACGAAAGCAGAUGCUAAAAGUAUGUAGAUUACUAUCAAGCGUAGCAUAUGUUCGUUGGUUGAAAUAAUAGCAAAAUCAGGAAUUCCUGCUUUCAUUUGUCUAAAUUUAUUUUGCUCCCUCCCCAAUUGAUGUUUCUGGUGGUUAGCGUGCCAUAUUUUGUCAAUUUUAUGGUGCCAAAGUUCUACAUUGUGUAAAAAUUGAU